This is a messenger RNA of Psylliodes chrysocephalus, 8032 nucleotides long. The record is from the annotation of a GenBank genome assembly. Lineage: Eukaryota; Metazoa; Arthropoda; Insecta; Coleoptera; Chrysomelidae.
ACUCCAUAUACAUUCGCAGUGAGCAUAUACAGCAGCAUCUGGUUUCUAAACGAAUCGCGUAUUCACCUUUAUUCAAAAAAAUGACCUCUGCAGACCAGAUAACAGCGAAACGCCUGAACUUGGAAAAGGCAACAAAUUUUAUGCGACAGUUCAGAGAUCCCCAUUCUAGAGAGCUAAAAAAGCUAUCGGCUAAUCAAUUUAUGGAAGUCUGGAGCCAUUACGAUAAAGAUGGAAAUGGAUACAUUGAAGGAAUAGAAUUAGACGGCUUUUUAAGAGAAUUUGUGUCCAGUGCCAAUGUUUCAGAUGUAGGUCCAGAGGUUGUGUCCGAUGAGAUGUUAGUAGAACUGAAAUCUUGUUUUAUGGAAGCUUAUGACGAUAAUCAAGAUGGCAAAAUUGACAUAAGAGAGCUUGCUCAGCUUCUGCCGAUGGAAGAGAAUUUUCUGCUUUUAUUUCGAUUCGACAAUCCCCUGGAAUCCAGUGUUGAAUUUAUGAAGAUAUGGAGAGAAUACGAUACAGACGGAAGCGGAUACAUCGAAGCAGAUGAAUUGAAAAAUUUCCUUCGAGAUCUUUUAAAAGAAGCGAAAAGAAUGAACGACGUCUCGGAAGACAAACUGAUCGAAUAUACGGACACAAUGUUACAAGUUUUUGACUUCAACAAAGACGGCCGGCUACAACUAUCUGAGAUGGCAAAGUUGCUUCCAGUGAAAGAAAAUUUUCUCUGCAGACAGGUAUUUAAGGAAGGGAUGGAAGGUGCCACAAAACUUACCAGAGCUGACAUUGAGAGAGUGUUCUCCCUUUACGAUAGGGAUAACAAUGGCACGAUAGAAAAUGAGGAGCUAAGAGGAUUUCUUAAGGACCUCUUGGAGUUGGUCAAAAAAGACUAUGAUGCUCAAGAUCUUCAAGAAUUUGAAGAAACUAUUUUACGAGGUGUUGACUACAGUCAAGACGGAAAGGUAAAUAAGAAGGAGCUCACGAUGAUACUUUUGGCUAUUGCAAAACAUAACCAGGAAGAAGAGUCUACAUCAACAGCAUCCACAUAAAUUUAAUGUAACAUAAUGUUUAUUCUCCCGUUUCUGAGAUAAAGUUGUUGCCAAUCUUUAAUGUUGAACAAGUAACACAAGUUAAACAGUUUUUGAUAGAUGAGUUUAGAGAAAUAUUUAAUUAUUUGAUUAAAAAAAUAUAAAUAAAUAUAUUUAAAUACAGUUCACUUGCGAAAUUGAAAUAAUAUUUUAUGGUGUGGUGUGAUUCUGCAAAGAAUAAACUUACUUUAAGACAGUACAAUUUUAACCACUAAUCUUUAUUCUCAAUCCAAAAGAGCCUACUAUAAACAUCUUUUAAAGAAACGAAAAAACAAUCAUUAUUUGAAAAAGGUAUAAGAAAAUUAAAUAAAAAAACAGAACAUAAUUAAUUUUACUUUUACUUUCAACAACCAUAUUUUGUCCAACACUGGAUGUUAUUGGUUUCAAAUUUUUUAACUUAUACGUAAUAUAGCCAUUCAAACUUUUGGUAGUAGAGCAACUUUGCAAUUCUCAAUUUUUCUUGUCUGCCACUUAGUAUUUAAAAAAAAAUAUGUUAAAUGUGGUCUUGGCUAGACUUAAAAAAUGAAAAUGAGCUUUUUCAGAUUUUUUUAGAAACUUCCAGAAGCUGCCGGAAAAUGUAGAACUGUUAUGAAUUAAAAUAUGAAACUUUUCCCUAUUUAAUAUGGAACGAACAAACUGAUAAUGGCCUAGCUUGACAAAGUCAGUUAAACGAAAAAGUGUAUCCUUAGUACAAAGAAUGUGAACAGAAAUGAAGAAACUGAAGAAAUUAGGAAAAGACUAGCCAAAAGAAACAGAAGUGCUGGGGCGCUACUACAGUUAUUAAUAUCAAAUGUAAUGAAGGGAAAAACAAAGAAAAUAGUAUACCAAACUGAUAGAAGUGCUGUACGGAUCAGAACUAUUGAAAUGAAUGUAAAAUUGUAGAAAAGUAUAUAAAAGAAAGAUAUUAAGGCGAAAACUUCGGAUGGCUUUAUUUCUGGUAAAUUUAAGUUGGAAUUUUGAAUUUUUAGGGUAAGAGGACAUAAUUCCACAUACUUUUCAUCUAUAGCUAGCUUGACUUUUCAAAAUAAAUAAAUAAUAUUUUAUCAAAAUUAUAAAUUAAAAAAUUUCAAAAGUAACCUACCUAAUUGGUAAAAAAGUGGGCUCAUUCAUAACCUUUAUAAUAUGUAUAUACAGGGUGUCACUGGAAAUUUUGACGUAAGGGUAGUUUGGGCGGAUGAAUAAAAAUUUUAUAAAAUAAAAAUCUUAAGGCACACAACAAAAUUUUUAAUUAGAUUUUAUCAACCCAAAACCCGCUGAUUUAUAAACACAUGGGUAAACACGUGGUAAGUAAGUCAUCCAAGCUAUUGUGAUGCCACACUAAUAUUGUAUUUGUUAAAUAGUUGAGACUUUUAGGAAUAAUCACGAACAUAUCCUUAAAACUAAAAAAAGAAAUUAUAGUCAAAUUGUAGUUACAUAAAUGACACUAAGAGAACAAAACAAUUGAUAUUGAAAAUGUAACAGUGCCUACCUAAAUAUUAUAAAUUCUACAGUUCGAUCAACGUCUUAAAGUUAUGAGUACAAAAAUAAAACAAAUUAAUUAUUCGAAAAUUCGCUUUUGAAUUAAAAAUGUCCGAGUUAGAGUAUACAUCAACUCAAAGGUAAUAUUCCUAGUGUCAAGAUAAGAUUUUACUGCCGGCGAUUACUGCUUGUAAAAGAUAGAGCGAGAUCAAUUUUGGUUACCAUGCAAUUUGCAAGAGAGAGAGUCAAAGAGGCGAUUGUGAAACUUUGAAUUAUAUUUUUAAGUUACCUACUUGUUACAUUUAUUUUCCUAAGGGUCUAUUCUUAAAAACUCUUUGAUAUGUAAGUAAUUUACAUGAGUAUUCCAUCUUAAAACUACACUAUACACGUCCUACAUAUUAUUAUUAAUAUUAUAACGAAUGAUUCACAAGAAAAUGUUUCUAAAGUAGACCAUGUCCGAGAUAACUACGCACGCUUCUGAAUUAAAUCCAAAACCAUUUAAAACAUGCUUGUUCCGACAUGCGUGAUUUUCCCAUGGCCUGCUUUAGAAACAUUAUUGGCGGAUCACUCCAUAUUAACCAUAUUAAAAUAAUAUAUUAAUUUAGUUAAUUCUAUAAUUAGGAUUUUAAAUUUUUUGCAUGGAAUUAUAAUCAGUUUCUCUCGACGUUGGUAUGCAGAUAUAUUGUUUUGUGAAUUGUAUAUUUCAAUUGAAGCAAGAAGAAACUACACUAAAUAUCUAGGAUCUUAAUAAAACAAUCAAGUAAAUCUUUAUAUAAUAUAAUGAAAUAUUACUCUAAACUAUCGAUUCAAAAAUAAAUUUAUUAUAAAAAAUAGGGUUAUUUAUACGUGUGACACCAAAUUCAAGACUAAUAAUUUUAUAGAGUUGCUCUAUUCGAGAUGUUUCUCAAUCAAUUCGUCUGCUUCGCAUAUCAAUAUACCUAUACCUAUAAUAUAAUUAAGAUCUUAUAAAAAUAUUUAUAUAAAUAUAUUAAAACUAAAUUUAUUAUAACUUGGGACAUUUACAAAAAAAUAUCAUCUCUACAGGGUGUGUAACAUACUCUAAAAUACGAUUUGCCAGGAGUUUACACUAUCCAUAUCUAUAUGGUUUAAAUGAAAUUUAAUAAGAUUGAUACAUAUGAAAGCCAAACGUCAACCAUAAUAUUUUGAAACCUAAGUGCAGUAGCAUUGAUUAUUAGCAGAGCUGGGUAAUUCCUAGUUAAAAAGUAAUUAAUAAUUACAAUUACUUUUUUAAUGUAAUUUGUAAUUGUAUUUAAGUACAUUUUUAAAAGUAAUUUGGAAUUGUAAUUGCGACAAAAUCUGUGGAGAAAUUGUAUUUUGUAAUUAUACUAUUUAAUUUGUCUAAAUACAAUUACUUCUAAUAAUUAUAAUUACUUUUCCAAUUACAAUUACUUUAUUUAAUUAUAAUUACAUGUAUAGGUACAAUUACAUUUUUAAAGUGGUAUAAAAACAAGAAAUUUCCUAUUUGAACCAGUCAUUAGAUCUCGGAGUCGCAUCCAUUUCAUUUGUUUGGAUGCAUUUGACGAAAGCGCUGUUCCGUGGCAAGAGCCUCAGUGAAGUAGUGAAAUUGUUGAACACAAAAUAAUAACAGUAAGAAGCAAGAAGAUACCCUUAUUUUUAAGACGUAUUUUGUUUGUAUAUUAUUAUAAACAUAAUUUAUAUUACAUACACACUAUAAAUUAAGGAAAUAUAGUAUGAAGUGAUGCAUGCAGCAGUUUUUAUGGGGUUAAACGACUCCAGACUAAUGAUGCUCGAUUUGUAUGGUAUGAUUGUAAUAUAAAAGUACUUAAAAGUACACGAUCUUUUGUAUUUUUGUUCCGAAAAAUAAACUCUUAAGAGCUCACAUUUUAUUAUUAAUUUCCCUGUUUCAUUUUUUAUACUUAUCACUUGUUAUGGAUGAUGUGUUUUCCCUUAAAUGGUAUAGAAAACAAUUAGGGCUGGUUGUAUAAAGCUUACUUAAAGUUGAGCUCAGUUUUAGGUAAUACAAUUUUCAAUGGUAUAGGUACAUUUCAUAGUGCUAAAUUGUGUUUAGACUGUAUUUAUGCCAUACAAUAUUUGUCAUGUGUCACCUCAAACCGAGUUUAACGAGUAAGCUCUAUACAACCCGCCUUUAAGAUAUCUUUAACUUUGGAAUCCACACGAAAGUAGCUGCAAAUGGCUGUUAGUUGAACACUUUGAAUUAAAUAUAUAAAAAUGUUGUUCGAACUGGUCCAUGGUUCAUGGUUCCUCAAUUCUAACAUAAUGUUUUGUUGUUAUAUUCGCAAAGUAAUUAGAAAAGUAAUUAUGAAAGUAAUUGACAAUUCCUUUUUUCAUAUAAUAGUAAUUAAAUCAGUAUAAUUCCUAUUUUUAUAACAUGUACUUUGUACUUGAAAUUAAUUCAUGUUAUUACCCAGCUCUGAUUAUUAGAUUAUUUUUUUAGUAUCUGCAGUAUAUUUCAUGUCACAAUUGAAUUUUUAAUACUUGUUGCUGUUUUAUAAUUAUUGAACUUAUUCCAAGUUUUUUGGAAGUUUUAAAAUGUGUAAGACUAAACUAAAGGUACUAAAAAUGUACGACUACCUACUGUUAUUAAUAAUUAGCUUACCUUUUAUUAAAUUAGGUACCGAAUCUAUUUUGACAAAUUGAAAUAGUUAUUAAAAUAAUAUUUUAUAUUUCUUGUCUUUUUUCAAUUUGAGAUAGUUAAGUACAUAAUUAUAAGUACAUCAAAAUUCAGUGAUUAACAGAUAUUUUUCAUUAAUCUUAAAUACCAUAUUCAAAUAUUAAAAGACUUACUUUGUAAAAUGAAGUCUGAUAACCUACAUAUCUUAAAAUAAUAAAUUUAUCACCACAAUGCAACGUUUGCUAAUUUUUCGUAAGUGUCUCAUUACUAAACUGGAUCAUUUUAUACCAAAAAAAAUAUGUAUUUGUUUUACACUCAAGGUUCUGUUUAACGAAAAAUACUGUUCUCUUAUACCUAUUAAACUUUUAUUAGAAACUAUUAAUCCGAUAAAAAAAAUGCCGUUUGAAACACAAUUUAAUAAACUUUGAUAUAAAUUUAUCACGAGUGCUUAUCGUUAUGUAAACGGUAUGUAAAUCUUAUGUAAACGUUGUGUAAACGUUAUGUAACCGUUACAUAAACGUUAUGUAACUGUUAUAUAAACGGUAUGUAAAAAAUGAAACGUAUUUAUAUGGUAGAUAUAACAGGAAUAACAAACUUAUAUGACAUAUUAAAAUUAUUGCUUUUGCAAUUGAAGAGUAUGCCAACAGGCAGAAAGCGAUAUAUAACGGAUCACGAUGACCGCUUUAUUGUGUCGACAUCAUUGUGAAAAUCGUCGUCUAAAUGAGGAUUAAGGGCAAUAAUAGAUCCGUGAAAUAUGAGGAGUGGCUAUAUAAGUAAGUUGACGUUGACAGUAUGAUGAAAACUGCAUGAAAGUAAACUGACCCCAAAAGCACCUGCGAUUAGACGUCUGCUUUUUGCACGGGAUCAUCUGAAUUUGACAUUGGAACAAUGGAAGUCUGUUCUCGCUCUCAGAUACAACUAGAAUAUGCCUCUAAGGUAUCUAAGUGUAUCGAGCACCAAUAGAGUGAUUUGAAUAAUGCUGCAUUAAAGAGCAAAGUGCUUAUGGGAGUGCAUGAUUUGUGGUGAAAUUUCUAUGGUAGUACAAACCGACCCUGUUUUCAUCAGUAGAGAAGACCGUGGUUACGAGAGAGACGGUUAAGGGGUGCAAGGUACAUCGAAGAGAUUUUGACAGUUCAUGUGUUACCUUACAUCAACUACAUUGUAAACGAAUUUAUUUUUAUGAAUGACAAUGCGAGGGCGCACAUUGCAAAAAUCGUGCAAGAUUACAUUAAAUCGAUUUUAAUUGAACGAUUUAUAUUGAUCAAAAUAAAAUCGAAUGAAAACCCUUAUAUGAACCUAUAUUUCAAUUUUUGUUGUAUGACAAAAAUCGCUUCAACAAAAGUUGGACCCAUUUCAACUUUAUCUUUACGAUUUUUAUGAGUAAUUCCAAAUUUCAAAUAGUGUUUUUGGUACUCGAUACAUAUUCAUAAAAGCUAAAGUACCCACUGAAUGAAUCUCAUGUUGCUAGAUAACUCAAUAUUAUUUGUGUAAUUUUAUAGAGCAGCAGGGGAGGGCUUGGCGCAUAGUUGUAUCAUUUUUUAGCAAUUUUCAACUGAACUUUAGAAGGGAGUUCUUCAAAUUUUUUCUCUGGCAAUCUUAAUCCCUGCAUCCUUCAACAUCUUUCUGAAACACCUUAUAAUGUAUGCCUUUUCAAAAUCCAUUUUCGAACCAAAAUAACACGUUCUGCUUGUUUCUUCUUACAUAUUCUGAUAAAAUAUUUCUCACUUCUGUAUUUAUUAAUUUACAAAUGACACGAACACCCACACGAAAAACCUCGCUGGUCGCCAUUAUCGGUUUACCAUUCGUUGAAACAUGUGAACAAAAACUUGAUUCAAUUUUAGUUGAUCAAUAAAAAUUGUUCAACUAAAAUCGACUCUUGAGAACCCGCCAGAGCUUAUUGUUGCAGUAAAAGAUUAGUGGUUUAACAUCCCCCAAGAAUCAAUAUCGUAUGAGAGAUAUUAUUAGGGCAAGAGGGAGUCAUACACAUUAUUAAAAUAGUGUUAAUUUAGAUAAAACAAGUUAAUUUGUAUCAUACUUUAAUUUUACAAUUUUAGGCCUAAAAGGCACAUUAAAUUUUAAUAAAUUUAAAUUCGUAUCAAAGCAUAUUAAAUUGUCUUUCAAACAGCAAUUUUUGAUCAGAUGAAUAGUUUCAAAAAAAUAUAUAGUUAAAAUCAAAAGUUUACAGUGGGCCGAGUUCUAUGCACGUAAGUGUAUUUUAAAACUCACGAAAACCUUGUGCCCAAAAUAAUUAAUUCUACAUAAUUUUAAUAAAACAACGAAAUUAUUAUGAAUCAUUAAAUUGAUUUCCGCUUUCUCUGGCAUAAAAUGAUUCAAACCUUUAAAAAUAAUAAUUUUAACGAAAGUCUUUCUACCUAAUUCUUUGCCUCCUGUGAAUUAUAAAAUUUCUCUUGGCCUAAGGGUAGAAUCGUGAUUGAGCUUAAUGCAAUCAUUUAUCGAUAUAUAGGUAGGAUUUAUUAAUGUUAAGAUUUUAAAAUUUUAUUGUUCUUAUUCUUUGUUACCGCACAAAACAUGUCGUUAAUUUUAUCGUUCAUCUCAAUUUUUACAAAUGAAAAUAGGCCCAUUGGUAAUUCAAUGCACCACCACUACAUAAUAUCACAUAACAAACAAACGAGACUUUGUUGGUUGUGGAUUUUAACGAUAAUAUAUCAAGAGGUAGGUACAGUGAAAAUUACUAAUAAAAUUAUUGGGUUACUCUUUGGAUUACGUAAUAAUUUUCGUCCAAGCAAGAAGAGGUUAGUAUCAAAUCUGGGAAAUUAAAUGAAAAUUAAAAUGCAGGUACCUACAGAAAUUUAAAAACGAAGGCUAUACUCAAGCAUUACCUAAUUGAACACCAAUGAACGCCAUACUAUUGCUGUUUGUU